Messenger RNA from Punica granatum (pomegranate), 557 nucleotides. The record is from RefSeq and is a predicted model, not a curated record. NCBI's taxonomy places the organism in Eukaryota, Viridiplantae, Streptophyta, Magnoliopsida, Myrtales, Lythraceae.
ACAGAUUAUCACUCACACCCUGCCUCUUUCACCUCACAACCUCCUCUCUUUCAGGGCCACUUUGUCUUUGAACAGAGGAAAGAGAAUUCGUGUGUUCGUGUCAUAACCAAACAAUUCUUACUUUCAAAACAAUGGAGGCGGUGAAGGUGAACCUCUUUGUUGCAUUGAUGGUGGCUCUCACGGCAUUCGCAGCCAUCCAGGAGGCCGCUGCCGAGGGCGCCGCCCCCGCCCCAAGCCCAACCUCGGAUGCCUCUGCAUUCAUCCCGACCUUCUUCGCAUCCCUCGCCGCCAUUGCGUUCGGGUUGAUGUUCUAAGUUUCCUAUUAAUUUAAUUACCAUAUCUCCUUGAAUUAACAUGCCAACGGGUUUCCUCUAUUCAUCUUUUUCAUUCUUACACAAAGAUUAUUGGGUAUGAAUUGUGAAGUGAUUCUGUAUGGUUGUGUGGGAGGAUUUUGUAUCAUAGCUUAACAUUUCUUUUUUCUUUUUUAUAUUGUACUUGUGUACUUGUGAUUCAUUUGCUGUCAUAAUAAAUGAAAUUCCUUUCUUUCUUGGGUGUUA